CAUGUGUGCCUCUGAACUCCAGAGCUCCCAGUAUCAAGCUGAUGGCCAGAGUCAGUAUGAGUCAGAUCACGCUCAUUACCAGUUUGACGGGCAGCAAUUCUACCAGUCACAUGUCCAGCCCGAGAGAGAAGAUCAUGCACGGUAUGUGCAGGAGGGAUAUGUACACUUUCUCGUCUCGAGACACUCCCAACAGGACGGUGCAGCAGGGAUGAUGAUAAAGACGGCCUCCAGUGAGGACGCUGCUGAGGAAAUGGAUAACAGAGAAGAUCCUCCCUCCUCUGCAGAUCUGUCAGGCGGUUCGAAUCAAAGGAGAAAGUUAGCAGCUCCACCAAUGAACGUGUCACUGGACCGCAGCGAGGGAUCUCUUCUCUCAGAGGAUGCUCUGGACACAGAGGACGAGGCGUUGGAUACUGGUGAUGACCUGGAUGUCAACAUAGAUGAGCUGGACACACCCGAUGAGGCCGACAUACCAGACUUCAACGGACGCGGGGAUGAGUCUGAUCUGGGUGCAGGAGCAGCAUCAAGCGAAGGGCUUGCAGGACAUAGAGCAGCUGAGGAGAGCAGGGAAAACAGGCUGUGGAGGAGCGUGGUAAUUGGAGAGCAGGAGCAUCGCAUUGAUAUGAAGUGCAUUGAGCCAUACAAAAGAGUUGUUUCUCAUGGAGGUUAUUAUGCGGAACAGAAUGCCAUCAUCGUGUUUGCAGCAUGCUUCCUACCGGACAGCGACUGUGAAAAUUACAACUAUGUAAUGGAAAAUCUUUUUCUGUAUGUAAUAAGUACUUUGGAACUAAUGGUGGCAGAAGAUUACAUGAUUGUUUACCUGAAUGGCGCCACACCCCGCAGGAGGAUGCCCGGCUUCACCUGGAUGAAAAAGUGCUACCAAAUGAUAGACAGAAGACUGAAGAAGAACCUUAAGAUGUUCAUUAUUGUCCAUCCUUCCUGGUUCAUACGGACUUUGCUGGGGAUCACCAGACCCUUCAUAAGCUCCAAGUUCAGCAGCAAGAUCAAGUAUGUGAACAGCCUGCAGGAGCUUGGAGAAAUCAUCCCGAUGGAGUAUGUCCACAUUCCACCCAGCAUCAUAAAACUGGAUACAGAACUGCAAGACACAGCAGCUAAAGCCGACAAGAAGGGGAACUCUUUUGUUUGACAGUUUCAAGAUACCUGGCUGCUGCCGAUCUUCUUCCUGCAUUAUGCUGUACCCUGCCGCAGCAUAUCUGAAUAUAAGCCUGCCUGGAGCAUUAUGUGUACGGCAAAUAGUUGUUACACCAACAACUAGCAACGGGAUAGAAAGGACAAUGCUGCAGUACAAAACAUCAGGCAGUUGCUUGUUCACUGAAGAAAGUACUAACCUGAGGGUGCCGAACAUAACACUGUUUUUCCAGUGCAGAGUCUGUCACUGUGCUGAAGACAAGAUGCUUUAUCCUGUAUUACUGUCCCUUACACAGCACUUGUUUGUGUUGCCCAGUCUGUCUCUGUUGUUUUCUUUGACUUACUCUUUAAUUUGAACAAUAGUUUUAUUCUCAUGUAAUUCACACGGAAGAAUUACUAACUUGCUUUGUUAUAUCCAUGUAUUAAUCUAUACUGUUAGCCGCCAUCUGCCAUACUGGUUGUAACCCAUGGGGAUAAAUAUAAGUGCAGAUUUUAUGAAGCCAUGGCGAGGGUCAUGACUCUUUCACCUUAUAACCAAACACAUGCAAGUAUAAGUUGUAUUACAGCCCAUCUUCUUACAAAUACAUGUUUGUGUUGCCUGGUUAAUCGGGAUGUUACUAUACUGUCGCUCUGUCAAUGGUAAUGUUUAGGGAUAUUUAAGCUGUCUUUUAGGUAGUAGAGGUUUUCAAAAAUAUGAUUAGAAUAGUUUUUGAUGACGUAGGUGGCUCCAGUCAGAGUGGGUUUUUACAUGAUGUUGCCAUCUUAUUUAGCACCUUGUACAAUCUUUAAUUGGGCUGUUCUAAUAACACUGUAUGUCACUGUGAAAAUAUUUGCGACAUCAUAGGUAGCAAAGGUAGCAAAACAGUAAUUAUCUACGAUGGCCCUGAGAGCUCAGCGCAUAUGCAAGAAGAAGAACAUGUACAAUAGACAAAACACAAGCAAAUUAAGAAAUUCACUGCAAGUUUCAGCCAAGUUUCUGUGUUUGAUUGUGUUUUCUGUUUUUGCAUGUGUGUUCUCAAAUAGCAAUGCAUUAAGUUCUCGGGGCCACCGUAGUUUUCAGUAGCUACAGUAAUGUGUUGCAUGCUUUCAGUUGCGACAGUAUGAGAUAAUCUCAUUACUCACCCAAAAGCAGAACUGUGUACCAGUGUAAUUUUAGUCAUGGUUUAUUUUGUGUGUGUGUGUGUGUGUGUGUGU
Messenger RNA from Plectropomus leopardus (leopard coralgrouper), 2340 nucleotides. The record is from RefSeq and is a predicted model, not a curated record. NCBI's taxonomy places the organism in Eukaryota, Metazoa, Chordata, Actinopteri, Perciformes, Serranidae.